CUGCUGAGAUAAGAAAAAAUAUGACAUCCAGAAUGAACACCAACUUCACUUUGAUCCCCAACCAGAAAUAUAGACGAAGUAAUCGUCGAUCUACCUGUCUUUUCAAAGCCUUUGACUCCAAUUCUCAACCCUUAUCAACCCUUGGAAAUUUUAAAGCCUUACCAUUGGAAAUAUUUCAAAUAAUCUUAAGAUAUUUGACAGUGAAAGAUAUCAGCAUGCUGAGCAUGGUGUCCAAAACAAUCAGCCAGCACAUUAUUUAUUAUAUCUCAAGCUCAUCAGGAAACAAAAGACUUUUACUGCAGGACUUUCAUAAACUUGAACUGUCUGGCAGGAGACAAGAUUCUGCUAUACUGGAACACUACAGAUCUCUAGGUCUACUAUUUAAAAGAUGCACAUUGCUGCUACCCACAAAGGAAAGGCUAAAGUACAUUCACAAGACACUUGCAGAAGUUUCAUGUUUUAAAUUCAGUGGCUGUGCAGCUCCUAUCCAUUGUUUAGGAUUAUCAUGUUAUGGCAUGUUUUUACAGACCUUAACAGCAGGUUGGGAUGAACUCGAGUGCCAUCGUGUUUAUAACUUCUUAUGUGAGCUGACCAAUCUCUCCCGCAAGAUGCAGGCUGUUGUCUGCAGUAAACCAGGAAGUGCCCGGAAACUGGAGAUAAGGAUCAGACUAUUCUGUAGGAAUGUCCUGCUUGAUCACUGGACACAUCGAAGUGACUCUGCUUUUUGGUUAACUCUUAUAUUGAAACCAUGGCCUAUGGUGAAUCAGGCAAGAUUACUGUAUAUCAUCUUUGGGCCAGUAUCUCCUCAGGAUGGACAAGUGGUUUGGCAGAAAAUGAUAGAAGGACCUACAGAUGAAUCCAGUCUAAAAGGUUUGGCUGAUGCCAUUAAGUUACUAUAUGACACAGGCACUAAAGAGUGGACAGCAGAUGAUGUCAUCAGUCUUGUAGAUGAACUAUCAGUGGUUCCCCAUGAGUGGCUUCUAGAGAAUAAUGCACGCCUCCUGAUCCUAAGUGGGAACAACAUCUGUUUCACUUUCAUGGCUAGUAAAGCUGUGAAUGGACAAGCCAUUGAACUGGCAAGGCUGAUAGUCUUUUUGGCUUUGGUGUGUGAGAAAGAAUUAUACUGCAUGGACUGGGCCGUUAAAAUGAUGCAAAAAGUCUGUAAAGUCUUUAGUACUCCAGUGGAAAGAAAUAACUUCCUGCAGAAUGUGGCAAAUGCAUUUGCAUGUAUUAUAAUGGAAAUGAUGCAGUCAAUCAUGUCUGAAGAUCGUGAUGGAGACAACAGAAGCUUUUUAAAUUUGUUCCAUCUUGUGCAUGCACAAGCUAACUUCCAUAAAGAGGUCCUAUAUCUGACCAUGAAUACUCUCUUUACCUAAAUACUCAAAAAGCCUUGUGUUUAGAGAAUGCCUCACUGAACUAACAAUUAGAAGAGUGCUACUUUUUCACACCCAAAGGAUAGCAUCUAUGGGACUUUUAUCAAAUAAUUCACAAGUUCAAUAGAAUUUUAGAAGCAACUGCUUAUACCACUAUUAAUGUAAAAAUAGCAGGCAUAUUCGAGAAUAUAUUGAGAUUCUCUGGAAAACAAGCUGUGUCUCUUCAGAUUUUGGCAAACCUAACACCAAACUGGAAUGGAACACUAGCUGUCCAAGAAACUUGGGCCAGCCCAACCUGUAUGUGGAGAUUGUUGAAGCAAGAGAAAAUUCUGCUUUAUCAUUAGAGCAGACCUAAAUUCACUAAGUAGUAUGUGUCUGUUCACUUUACUUAGGUUGUAUAGAAAUAGCCUAGAGUGUUUUGUGAAGAUUUGCCAUAUAGUAUUUUGGAAUCUAUAGAAUAUAAAUCACAUUCUUUGCCACCUUCUUGGCAUUGAGUACACAAAGGACGUUAUAUUUUGUUCAUGCUUGCAUGAAUAGCUCAAAAACCAAAGAAAACGUGUGUGUGUAUAUAUAU
Messenger RNA from Orycteropus afer afer, 1947 nucleotides. It is a transcript of the gene FBXO47, whose product is annotated as F-box protein 47. The record is from RefSeq and is a predicted model, not a curated record. Gene Ontology annotation, molecular function: protein binding. Lineage: Eukaryota; Metazoa; Chordata; Mammalia; Tubulidentata; Orycteropodidae.